Messenger RNA from Penicillium roqueforti, 795 nucleotides. RefSeq lists its product as uncharacterized. The record is from RefSeq and is a predicted model, not a curated record. The transcript has 2 exons. Lineage: Eukaryota; Fungi; Ascomycota; Eurotiomycetes; Eurotiales; Aspergillaceae. Bases 1 to 795 code for a protein of 264 amino acids. Gene Ontology annotation, molecular function: FMN binding.
AUGAGCGCACCAUCAGGUCCGCCACGUGCCCCAUGGCGCGAUCUCCUUGGCUCUCAUAUCGAGCAAACACCUGGAUGUGAAUUCACAAUUGCAACAAUUGGCUACAAUGCUCAACAGCAUCCUGUACCUCGCCUGCGGACUUGCGCCUGUCGUGGUUUCUUCCCAGAACUCGAGCUCAACGCUAAGGGCCAGGAAGCUAUGGAUCAGCAGGUGGAAGGCGGUGCUAAUCCACCUGUAUUCGAAAGUGACAUGCUGUCAUUUACCACUGAUGCUCGGAUGGACAAGCUUCCUCAACUGGAGUCCUCGGGUCAUGCGACUGAGGUUGUAUUCUGGCUGAAGGACCUCAUGACUCAGUGGCGUGUCAAGGGGACGGCAUAUGCAAUUGGCAACCCAAGUGGAGAAGAUACAGAGGAAGAGAAGCUAUCCCGAACUGAGAUAAAAAAGGGAUUGAGAGUAAAGGGGAAUAAUGACAGUGACAUUGCGAAAUGGACAUGGGAAAAGGCUGUCACAAAGUAUUUUGCAAAUCACUCCCCUAUCGCAAGAGGUUUCUUCCGAUCCCCUCCCCCUGGACAACCUAGAUCCUCAACUCCUAGCCAACUAGAUCUCAAGCUAGGUCAAAAAGUUCUGGACCUUCAUGACCCUGUUGCACGGGCAAAUUUCCGAGUCGUCAUCAUUCGGCCCGAAGAGGUUGAGUGUUUAGAUCUUACUGAUCAAGAGAACGGCAAAAGAUGGAACUGGACGUUGAUUGACGGAAGCGAUGGUUCUCGGUGGGAUGAAGCCGAGUUGUGGCCGUGA